Dendronephthya gigantea is the source of this 1275-nucleotide messenger RNA. RefSeq lists its product as uncharacterized. Lineage: Eukaryota; Metazoa; Cnidaria; Anthozoa; Malacalcyonacea; Nephtheidae. The record is from RefSeq and is a predicted model, not a curated record. The transcript has 4 exons. Gene Ontology annotation, molecular function: zinc ion binding. The coding region runs from base 1 to 1275 and encodes 424 amino acids.
AUGGGGGACAGACAGGAAGUAUCAAUUGUAAACUCGUUAAAGACGUUCAAGGACGUUGCACAACUGUCCAAAACAAAAUUAAAACAUAUCGCUAAAAGUUUGGACAUUGACGUUGAAAAGUCGUUUGGAAAGAAAGCCAUACUUAAUCUUGUCUGUAAUGGUUUAAACAUAUCAACUUCGUCUACGAGUUCGUCUGUGCCGUUGCCCCAACCUGCUGAAGACCAAAGCUUACCGUCGAUAAGGCAGCUACAGAAACUAAAAAACUGGAGCAAGAGUCUCACUGGUUUACCGCAAGUUGUGGAAGAGUCCAUGGUAAAGACCUUUUUAGUUGGAGCGGGUUAUACCAAAGCGGACGUCAAGAAAUACAAAACCCUUCGUGCUUGGGAGCACAAACAAGGAGUUCACUCUUUAAAGGUUCAUUCAUUACCAGAGUAUGAAAAUAUGUGGGUUUUAAGAGGUUGUUGCAACCCAUCAUUCUCCACCGAUCCAGAAGAAAUGAAGACGAUGUAUGUUGUCAUGCACAUGGAGACCAGCAAGCCAUUAUUUGCAUAUUGUACCUGCACAGUUGGUUUGCGAGGUAAUUGCAGCCAUGUUGGUGCUUUGUUGUUUGUCUUGGCUGACAUUAUUGCAGAAGGAAAAGUGCAAAUCCCUUCAGACCCUACUUGUACGGACUUACCUUGCUCAUGGACAGAACCUAAAGGUGCCAAAGUAAAACCACCAAUGGUUGAAAAUAUAAAUAUUUACAAAGCUAAAGUGGGAGAGCAACCACCUGAAAAGAAAUUCCGACCAUCUCUUGCAAUAACAGAGGAUUUGUACAAAAACAGUGAUGAAAAUCCCCUAACAAAGGAAGAACGAAAAUCUAACUUGAGGCAGGCAAUUCUAGAAGCAAAUAUGGGUAAACCAAUGCCUCCCAUAGUUUACCUGUUAUCAAAGGUGGAAAAUGAUUCUGCCCAACCUGCAUCUGAGUGUAAUCUACCAGACGUUUAUAUUUGUGAGAAUUAUGAUGCAAGUUUAGCUAUUUGUUGUGAUAUUGAGGUACAGACUAGCUCAUAUGCAAAUGCUGACAAUAAUGAAAUUGAAGAAAUCUUAAAGCAUAAUCUUGGUAAUACAAUUUGCUUGCAAGAAAUUCGAGAAAAAGCAGAAAAUGUUUUGAGUGAAAUAUGUGUAAGCCAAGAGGAAGUUGAUUCAAUAGAACGGGAAACCAGAGGCCAGCACAACAAUCCACCCUUUGGGCUGAUUUUGUUGCUUCAGAUGGAAAGGCUAUAUUUGUUCUGA